Molecule: messenger RNA, 874 nt
Organism: Aspergillus ibericus CBS 121593
Lineage: Eukaryota; Fungi; Ascomycota; Eurotiomycetes; Eurotiales; Aspergillaceae
Product: mitochondrial 54S ribosomal protein mL59
Exons: 2
Coding region: 1-612 (203 amino acids)
Cellular component (GO): mitochondrial large ribosomal subunit
Molecular function (GO): structural constituent of ribosome
Source: RefSeq, a predicted model, not a curated record
AUGGCCACUACCCAACCCACCACCAGCUUGGUCAACAAGCUCCCCGCGCGUCUCCGCAACUUCUUCGCGCGCUAUCCUCCGCAAGUCUAUUCCGCGGCCGUCGCACCUCGUCCAGAAGCCCCCGAAACAGCCACCGUCACCACCAACCCCGAGGAGCUCCCCUCGCCCUACACCCCCAACAGAGACGCCAAGGGCUUCAAGCGGCCCGAUCCUAAAGAGUUCUCGCCGUCCCGCGCCCUCCUCUACUCCGACCCCAAACACCCCAACCCAUUCCUGCCUCGCAAGAACUUCCGCACCGGCAAGUGGUCGGGGCCCCGGUUUGGAUUGCGCACACAGGCCGAGUUGGUCAAUUUGGCGGUCAAGUAUAAUGUCGAGGCGUUGCUGCCGCCGGGUCGCAAGUCGACUGAGUACAAGGAUACGCGGCGGAAUGAGCGUGGUCUGGCGAUCAAGGGUACAGGUAUCGGUCAGAAGGUUAAGGGUCAUAAGUGGGAGCGCACCAUGGAGGCUCGUUUGGAGGAUAGGCGUAAGGCUAUGAUGGAGAUGCCGGAGAUGAUUCGGUUGUGGAAGCAGAGAGGUCACGGUCGUGGCUGGAAGAGCUGGCCCAAGCGGUGAAGGGCUACGCCGUUGGAUGUAUUUUUUCUUUGGUCUCGAAUGGUUUCGGGGCUUGCAUAAUGUCGCAUCUCUUUUUUUUAUGUCUUGCCGGGCUGGGGAAGCUGGCUCGGUGAGAGUUUCGAUUGAUCAUUGUCGGGGUUCGGCACGGGAGUUUGUUCUCAUAUGUAUUGUACAAAUAGCUUUUUUUCCAAUCACGCACAUGGAAUGCUUGCGUGACAAUGGUACUAUAGAUGUUGAAUGCAGAAUACACAUCACUCAGGUG